This is a messenger RNA of Symbiodinium sp. CCMP2456, 477 nucleotides long. Lineage: Eukaryota; Dinophyceae; Suessiales; Symbiodiniaceae. The record is from the annotation of a GenBank genome assembly.
GAGCUGCUCCGAUUCCAAGAGGAACGUCGAAUCGCUGCCAUGGUGAAGCUGGCGGAACGGGAUCGACAGGACCGGCAGGCCAUGGAGAGCGGGCGCCGUCAGGCAGAAGAGCGACUGAGGGCCAGGGAGGAUGAGAUGUUCCGCCAGAUCAUGGGUGUGCAUCAAGGGACUGUCGACUCCUAUCUGGAGGAGGUGCUGACCAAUACGGUCGAGCAGGCUGCGCAGUCCCGGGCACUGACCGAAGCGCGUCUCAAGGCCGCGAAAAUCAACCAAGUGGUGGACAUGCUUGAGGCUUCUGCGCAGGAGCCGGAGGUUGUUGUGCGCGAACUUGUCCACUCUUUCAACCUGCCGCAUGUCCAGAGGGAGGUGCUCCAGCGCCGCGUCGCGCAGGAGAACCAGCGUUUCUCCGAGGCAGCCCGCGGCGCCCUGGACGAGACGUACAAGAAGGUCACGGAGAAUGUGAACCCGUCCACAUGA